Cynoglossus semilaevis (tongue sole) is the source of this 9231-nucleotide messenger RNA. RefSeq names its product calcium channel, voltage-dependent, L type, alpha 1D subunit, a (gene cacna1da). Gene Ontology annotation, molecular function: high voltage-gated calcium channel activity. Bases 269 to 6532 code for a protein of 2087 amino acids. The transcript is spliced from 47 exons. Gene Ontology annotation, biological process: calcium ion import across plasma membrane. Gene Ontology annotation, cellular component: membrane; voltage-gated calcium channel complex. The record is from RefSeq and is a predicted model, not a curated record. NCBI's taxonomy places the organism in Eukaryota, Metazoa, Chordata, Actinopteri, Pleuronectiformes, Cynoglossidae.
UCUGUCAUAGCCGCUGUUUUUUGGGGAGGGGGGGGUGAUUUUUUAAAUUCUUUAAUUUUUUAUUUUUUUUACAUCUUUACCUUGUGGUGGCGUCCAAGGAGAAGUGUGAGGAACCCGCAUCGAGACAAAUUAUGCCAGCAGCACCAGAGUGGCUCUGCCUGGUGACGUGCCAGCUCAUCGGUCAGACUACUCUGCCCUCCGCUAGCAUCCUUCUCGACACUGGCAGAUCCAUGCUGCUGGAUGCUCCUCACCGAGCCACUACCGCACCAUGAGCGCCAACAGGCCCGCCCCCUCCCCAGCUCCCACCUCCCCAGAAGCCCCUCCGGCCCCUGCUCCGGACCCGGCCGCCACACCGCACGCUCCACCUGCUCAGUCCGCCCCGGCGUCCACUGCUAUCCCAGUAGGUGCGUUGGCACAGAAGAAGCGGCAGCAGUAUGCCAAAAGCAAAAAACAGGGCAGCAAUGCUAACAGCAGACCACCAAGGGCUCUGUUCUGCCUCAACCUCAACAACCCCAUACGCAGGGCCUGCAUCAGCCUGGUGGAGUGGAAGCCAUUUGAUAUCUUUAUAUUAAUUGCUAUUUUUGCCAACUGUAUGGCCUUAGCUGUCUACGUCCCCUUCCCUGAAGACGAUUCCAACUCCACCAACCACGAUCUGGAAACAGUAGAGUAUGCGUUCCUCAUCAUUUUUACCAUUGAGACCUUCCUGAAGAUCAUUGCCUACGGCCUGGUGAUGCACCAGAACGCGUACGUGAGAAACGGAUGGAACAUGCUGGAUUUUGUCAUUGUUGUCAUUGGACUCUUCAGUGUUGCUUUGGAGCUUUUGACCAAAGAUGAUAAGGAGGAAGUGGAGGGACCUCAAAGCCAUCCGUCGAUGCAUGGACACGGAGGAAAACCAGGUGGAUUUGAUGUUAAAGCCCUUCGAGCCUUCCGUGUGCUGCGACCCCUGCGGCUGGUCUCAGGAGUACCCAGUUUACAGGUGGUGUUAAACUCCAUCAUUAAAGCCAUGGUCCCUCUCCUUCACAUCGCCCUGCUGGUCUUGUUUGUCAUUAUCAUCUACGCUAUUAUCGGCCUGGAGCUUUUCAUUGGCAAAAUGCACGCAACCUGCUAUUGGUCUGGAACAGACGUGAUAGCUGAGGAGGAAUCGGCUCCAUGUGCGAUCUCAGGUCACGGGCGCCAGUGCCCCCUCAACGGCUCCAUGUGCAGGGAGGGUUGGCAGGGUCCCAAUAACGGCAUCACCAACUUUGACAACUUCCUGUUUGCCAUGUUGACGGUCUUCCAGUGCAUCACCAUGGAGGGCUGGACCGACGUCUUGUACUGGAUGAAUGAUGCUAUGGGCUUUGAGCUUCCGUGGGUGUACUUUGUGAGUCUUGUGAUCUUCGGCUCCUUUUUCGUUCUUAACCUGGUGUUGGGUGUGUUGAGCGGAGAGUUUUCCAAGGAGAGAGAAAAGGCCAAGGCCCGCGGAGACUUCCAGAAGCUGCGUGAGAAGCAGCAGCUGGAGGAGGAUCUGAUGGGUUACCUGGACUGGAUCACACAGGCGGAAGACAUCGACCCUGAGGACGAGGCCGAGGAGGGCAAACGCACCCCGAGCGUUCCAGCCAGUGAAACUGAGUCUGUGAACACGGAGAAUCAGAACGGGGAGGACGAGAAGACGCCGUGCUGCGGAACUCUGUGUCAAAAGAUUUCAAAGUCCAAGUUCAGUCGGCGCUGGCGCCGCUGGAACAGGUUCUGCCGCAGGAAGUGCCGGUUGGCGGUGAAAUCGGUGCCUUUCUAUUGGCUGGUCAUCAUCUUGGUGUUCCUCAACACACUCACCAUAUCCUCGGAACAUUACAAUCAACCCAUGUGGUUGACGCAAGUCCAGGAUGUGGCCAACAAGGUGCUGCUGGCCAUGUUCACCUGUGAGAUGUUGGUGAAGAUGUACAGUCUGGGUCUGCAGGCCUACUUCGUCUCCUUGUUCAACCGAUUCGACUGCUUCGUGGUGUGUGGAGGAAUUACAGAAACCAUUCUGGUGGAGUUUGAAAUCAUGUCUCCUCUGGGCAUCUCCGUGUUCCGCUGUGUGCGUCUGCUGAGGAUCUUCAAGGUCACGCGCCACUGGCAGUCGCUCAGUAACCUGGUGGCGUCUCUGCUCAACUCCAUGAAGUCCAUCGCUUCCCUGCUGCUGCUGCUCUUCCUCUUCAUCAUCAUCUUCUCCCUCCUGGGGAUGCAGGUGUUUGGUGGAAAGUUCAACUUUGACGAGACUCAAACCAAGAGGAGCACUUUUGACAACUUCCCCCAGGCCCUCCUCACCGUCUUUCAGAUCCUGACGGGAGAAGACUGGAACGCCGUCAUGUACGAUGGAAUCAUGGCCUACGGAGGUCCUUCAUCCAGCGGGAUGGUUGUGUGCUUCUACUUCAUCAUCCUCUUUAUCUGUGGAAACUGUAUCCUGCUGACCGUCUUCUUGGCCAUCGCUGUGGACAACCUGGCAGAUGCCGAGUCUCUGAACACAGACGACGGAGACAAGAAAGAUGACAAAGCGGACGAUGAGGUCCAGGACAAGGAGGAGGAGGAGGAGGAGGAGGACAUUGACGACACCGCAGCGGAGGAGGAAGAUCCUGAAGUUCCCUCGGGGCCUCGACCCGUCAUCUCUGAGCUGGUGAAGAAGGAGAAGAUCACUCCCAUCCCUGAAGGAAGUGCCUUCUUCAUUUUUAGCAGCACAAACCCGGUUCGUGUGUUCUGCCACAGACUCAUCAAUCACCACAUCUUCACCAACCUCAUCCUGGUCUUCAUCAUGCUCAGCUCCGUCUCACUCGCUGCCGAGGAUCCGAUCCGAAACUUUUCAGCGCGAAAUAUUAUACUUGGUUACUUUGACUAUGCUUUCACGGCUAUCUUUACUGUUGAGAUCGUGUUGAAGAUGACCACAUAUGGAGCUUUCCUACAUAAAGGAGCGUUCUGUAGGAAUUACUUCAACCUCCUUGACCUGUUGGUGGUCGGGGUCUCCCUCGUCUCCUUCGGAAUUCAGUCCUCGGCCAUCUCAGUGGUGAAGAUUCUUAGGGUCCUUCGUGUCCUUCGGCCCCUCAGGGCCAUCAACAGGGCCAAAGGCCUGAAGCAUGUAGUGCAGUGUGUGUUUGUGGCCAUCAGAACCAUCGGUAACAUCAUGAUCGUCACCACUCUGCUCCAGUUCAUGUUCGCCUGCAUCGGCGUGCAGCUCUUUAAGGGGAAGUUCUACCGCUGCACAGAUGAAGCCAAGUCCAACCCUGAAGAGUGCAAGGGAACGUACAUCGUGUACAAGGACGGGGACGUGAACCAGCCGACCAUGCACAAGAGGGUGUGGCACAACAGUGACUUCAACUUCGACAACGUCCUCAUGGCCAUGAUGGCUUUGUUCACGGUGUCGACCUUUGAAGGCUGGCCUGCGUUGCUGUACAAGGCCAUCGACUCCAACAGAGAGAAUCUGGGUCCAAUUUACAACUACCGCGUGGAGAUUUCCAUCUUCUUCAUCAUCUACAUCAUCAUCAUCGCCUUUUUCAUGAUGAACAUCUUCGUGGGUUUCGUGAUCGUCACGUUCCAGGAACAGGGAGAGAAAGAGUACAAAAACUGUGAACUCGACAAGAACCAGCGUCAGUGUGUUGAAUACGCUCUGAAGGCUCGUCCCCUGAGGAGGUACAUACCCAAGAACCCGUACCAGUACAAGUUCUGGUAUGUGGUGAACUCCACUGGGUUUGAGUACAUCAUGUUUGUACUUAUCAUGCUCAACACGCUCUGCCUGGCUGUGCAGCACCACGGACAGUCGGCGACGUUCAACUACGUCAUGGACAUUCUUAACAUGGUCUUCACUGCUGUCUUCACUGUGGAAAUGGUUCUCAAACUGAUCGCUUUCAAACCCAGGCACUAUUUCACUGAUGCUUGGAACACAUUUGAUGCCUUAAUUGUUGUUGGUAGCGUCGUUGACAUUGCUAUCACUGAAGUGAAUCCAACAGAGACACCUCAGGUGGAUGAGAUGGGGAACACGGAGGACAGCGCCCGCAUCUCCAUCACCUUCUUUCGUCUGUUCCGUGUCAUGCGGUUGGUGAAGCUCCUCAGCAGAGGGGAGGGCAUCCGCACGCUGCUUUGGACUUUCAUCAAAUCCUUCCAAGCUCUGCCGUACGUUGCUCUGCUGAUAGCCAUGUUGUUCUUCAUCUACGCUGUGAUCGGCAUGCAGGUUUUUGGGAAGAUUGCCAUGGUGGAUGGAUCACAGAUCAACAGAAACAACAACUUCCAGACCUUCCCUCAGGCCGUGCUGCUUCUUUUCAGGUGUGCCACUGGGGAGGCGUGGCAGGACAUCAUGUUGGCCUGUAUGCCGGGGAAACUGUGUGACCCCGAGUCUGACUACCAUCCAGGGGAGGAGAUGACCUGCGGCAGUGGAUUUGCCGUUAUUUAUUUUAUCACCUUCUACAUGCUCUGCGCCUUCUUGAUCAUUAAUUUGUUUGUUGCCGUCAUCAUGGACAACUUUGAUUAUUUGACCCGUGAUUGGUCCAUUCUCGGUCCUCACCACCUUGAUGAGUUUAAAAGAAUUUGGUCAGAGUAUGAUCCGGAAGCCAAAGGCAGAAUCAAACACCUGGAUGUUGUGACCCUCCUGCGACGUAUUCAGCCUCCUCUUGGCUUUGGAAAACUCUGUCCUCACAGAGUGGCCUGCAAGAGGCUGGUGGCCAUGAACAUGCCCCUGAACAGCGACGGAACAGUCAUGUUUAACGCCACCCUGUUUGCACUUGUGCGAACGGCCCUGAAGAUCAAAACUGAAGGUAAUCUAGAGCAGGCCAACGAAGAGCUGCGAGCCGUCAUCAAGAAAAUCUGGAAGAGAACCAGUAUGAAGCUCCUGGAUCAAGUGGUGCCCCCAGCUGGCGAUGAUGAGGUAACCGUGGGGAAGUUCUAUGCCACCUUCCUGAUACAGGACUACUUUAGGAAAUUCAAGAAACGUAAGGAGGACGGCCUGGUGGGCGCUCACCCCUCACAGAACAACACGGCCAUCGCCCUGCAGGCUGGCCUCCGCACGCUGCAUGAUAUUGGGCCUGAAAUACGCCGAGCGAUAUCAUGUGACCUGCAAGAUGACGAGCUUGUAGACUUUAUUCCCGAGGAAGACGAGGAAAUUUAUAGGCGCAACGGCGGACUCUUCGGGAACCACCUCAUGAACGGCGGCCAUCCGAGCUCCAACGGCCACCAGACCAACGCCACGCAGCGACCCCUGCAGGUGCAGCCCCCGCCUCACUACGCCCACAUGGAGGAGCCGGUGGGACGCCUGUCUCGAGCCAACGCCAUGUCCCAACCCAACCACCAUCGCCACCACCACCACCACCACCAUCACAACCGACACCACAACUCCUACAACAAGUCGCCGAAAUCUACAAACAUCAACCUCAACAACGCCAACGUGUCCAGUCUGCCCAACGGAGGUCACCACUGCUACUACGAUCACGCGCCUCCCAAUGGUUACCCAGGUCUACGCAACACCUCUCACGACUACGACAAGUCCAGGACUCCACAGAGUCAAAGAAGGCGCUACUAUGAGACCUAUGUUAGGUCCCAGGGUGGAGAUGGACGCCUCCCAACCAUCCGGAGGGAGGAGGAGUUUGAUGAAGAUCGUCUCUCUGGGGAGUAUUACAGCGGGGAGGAGUUUUAUGAAAAUGACAGCAUGCUGUCUGGAGAAAGGUAUCCGAACAGCGAUGCUGAGUACGAGACUCCUAAAGGUUAUCAUCACCCUGACAGUUACUACGACGACGAUGAGCAGCCCCUGUACAGGGACUCACGGAGGUCACCGAAGAGACGGAUGCUUCCUGCCACGCCUCAAGGUAACAGGAGGCCGUCCUUCAACUUCGAGUGUCUGCGCAGACAGAGCAGCCAGGACGAGCUUCCACAUCAGCGGACCGCUCUGCCGCUGCACCUCAUGCAGCACCAGGUCAUGGCUGUAGCGGGCCUGGACUCCAGCAGAGCCCACCGCCUCUCCCCGACCCGCUCCACCCGCUCCUGGGCGACUCCUCCCGCCACCCCGGCCAGUAAAGACCAGUCGCCGUACUACACCCCCCUCAUACGAGUGGACCACCCGCAGAGGGAGAGCGCCGCCAGCAGCCAAGUGUCUGUGAGGAAGAGCUCGUGGUACACGGACGACCCGGAGUUCUCCCAGAAGAUGUACUCACCGGUCCACCUGCAGGUGCCACCUGAGUACUACAACCAGUACUACCAGAAAAGAGGCAGCGCCACCAGCCUGGUGGAGGCGGUGUUGAUAUCUGAGGGUCUUGGAAGAUUUGCCAAGGAUCCCAAAUUUGUCGCCGCAACCAAGCACGAAAUAGCCGACGCGUGCGACAUGACGAUAGACGAGAUGGAGAGUGCGGCCAGUCAACUGCUGAACGGAGGGGUGACCCGGGGCGGCAACGGGCUCAACGUGUUUCCUCUGUUGACUCCCAGAGACUACGAGCUGCAGGACACUGCUGCGGUCAGCUACAGCGACGAGGAGCCAGAGACAGAAGUCAGAGCUCCUUACGAGGAGGACCUGGCAGACGAGAUGAUCUGCAUCACGACUUUAUAGCAGCGGUCGAAGGAAUCUGCGAAUAUUUCUGACUUAAACCUAUUUCAAAUAAUAAGUAAUGCAUUUGUUGGCUCCAACCAUAAGAAGUGCCUUUAACCUUGAAGAGAAAAGGCAAAUGGAAGAGAGACACAUCCGUCCCAUUGGUUCAGUCGCUCUCCACCUGGAGUUAACACGUGCAGGAAAACAGCCAAUCAGAGACAAGCAGUUAAAGACAAGAGGUGUGAGGAGUACGUAGAAGUGGGUGGUUUUCAAAAGGUGAUGACAAUCAGAAGAAUGAUGUCAUUACCUCGGUCACUUUAUAUCAAGGUUCGUGGCAUAUCAUGCAAGUUUUCAAUGCAAGCGUAGAAAAGGCAUAGCCCCCCCCACCCCGCUCCGGCUCCGAGUCUUCGUUAAAUGAAUACUACAGCUCAGUCCACAGGUAACUGUCCUGCUCAUAGCAUCGUUCACAACUUGAAAAACACACGUACUUUUGAAGCAUUUGUGAUAAAUGCACUAGGAGGCAUGUAUUUUAAAUUUUAGAAAACUCUGAUUAACAUUUGAUAGUUGAUAUGCUGUAAAAUUGUAAUAAAUAACAACAGACACUUUGUAAAGAGAUAUUCUAUAUUUUGUAAUUAUGUGUCACUUAAAAUGAUCAGCAAUAUUCAACCCUUUUGACACCCACUAUGCUACAUAGGCAGAUGUGCAUUUUAUCAAGUACGACGUGUAAUUUGCCUUUUGGUUUCUUUUCCGAUCUGCUUCCGUUUAUUCCGCGUUAGAAACUUGAUAAGAGGCUCUGCUCGUGUGUGUGUGUGUGUGUGUGUGUGAGAGAGAGACAACACUUCUGCACAAGUUGUGCAAAAAGGAGAAUUUUGAUUUGUAAGCCUAGUCUAAGUGUCGCUUUAAGAAAAACAAACGGCAGUUGCAUAAAUCCCCUUUAAAAGAACAAAAUUCUUUUUUAGACACCUGACAAACGUACUUAUGUGUUUGCAUAUUUUGUGCAGUGCAUGCACAGGAAAUUAAUGCUGGUUUUUGUUGUUGUUGUUGUUGUUGUUGUUGGUCACAGAGUCAAGCUUAGGUUUUAUCCGCCCCAAAGGAAAUGCCUUUUUACUGCUGCUGAAAGAAAGACGGAAUUAAUAUUUCUCUUAGCUUAAAAAAAGAAAAAAGGAUUUGUCUGUGACGUUGGAUUUUAAGUCUUCACUCAGUGUGCGAGAGCUUAGCGUCUACGUUGGCCGGAGAAGAACGGUCAGUGAUGAUCUGAAGUGCUGUGGAUGAAAGGGCGGAGCGUUGUUGCUGGUGUCAGAAUGCUGUAGAGAGGAUAAGCAAUACAAACCCAACUCUUCCUUCCUCUUCCCCAUUUCUCUCUCAGCCUGCCUGGUUCCUGCGUACACUUUACCUCAUUGGGCACCAGUGACAACAUAUCAUUGUCUUGCAGUUUGUGUCUGUCCACUGUGGCGACUGAAAGAAUUUGAUGAGGUUUAAAACAGGGGCUCAAGCGUUUUUUGUUGUUGUUUUUUAUUGUUGUAGUUUUAUUUUGAUACCAAAAGGGAAAACCUGGAUGCAUAAAAAAAGAAGCCACUGAUGCUCGUGUUCCUAUUGUUUAGAUUGGUCACAAAACGGAAGACAGACUGAAAAAGAAUUAACCUGGGCCUGUGGACGUGUUGUGCUUAGAUUUAAGGCUAGCACCAGGGAUGUUUAAGGUCAACGGUGAUGUGUUAUUCCGAGUGUGUGUUGAUGGAGAAGUGAGCGCGUGCGCGUACUGUAAUUUGACGCAACCGAAUACUGUCGCAAAAAUAUAGGUUUUCCAUUUUGUGUGCACACUGAAAGGGCUUUUUGAAUAGUUUGUGAGUUUAAAAAAAAAUUUAAAAAAAGUGCUGUAGUCCUGGUUGAUGACUUGUCACAUAAAAGGACCAAUGCACAAAAAAGGCACAUUGUUCUCUUCGUAGCAAUUACUGUACUGACGAACCGAGGAUAUGCAUCAUUUUUGUAAAACUCUUGAAAAUGUUGUGUUAAACUAAAGAAAAAAAGACGACUUACUUUUACCUCAUGUCAGGGAUUCCUGAGGAAAAAAAACAAAACAUAUGAAUAUUAUAAUGAUUUGGUUCAGUUUAAACCAAUGGUAUUUAAAUAUUAGCACAUAGCUGUUUGUCUUUGCACAAGUAACUGUACAGUGCUUUUUUUUCUUUGCCUAUUUUCUAAACAGAUUUGUGUAUUAUGGUGAGAAUAUUUUGUACUUUUGUGACCGUGUGUAUGGUUUUAGUGGAUUCUGUAUUCGUCAUUACUCCUUUAAAUGCUGGGAACGAGCGAGUGUCGAAAAUGUUUGUUGGUGGUUAAGAAAAAUUCAGUGGUAAAAUAUGGUUUACAGAGAAACACACAUUUCUCAUUUGCAUUGCAAACUGUUCUCCUGGUUUUCUUCAAUAAUGUUGUUUAUAUUAUUACUAAAUAUUAAUGUUCUGAACGGUGUUUCAAUAGAUGAUAAUGUAAACUAUGUACAGAAGUAUGGAAAGACCCGUGGUGACGUUCUCUACUUGAAAGACAUGACAACUGCUCCACAAUGUUUUUAUUCUGAAAACAUCAUUUCUCUCAGUAGCAAAUGCUUUAAUAUAUUUCCCUUAAACUUUUUUAUAAAUUUAUUUUUUAUUUUAUUUUGGCCUUAUUUAAAAUCAAUACUGAUACUUUAUUUUCUAUUGAUCAUCAUUGAAUAAACUUAUGCUGAAUUAUUG